AUAAACAACUUUGCCAAACCAAUUAACAUAUCAAAAACAUUCAGUUUCAUCAACAUGGCAUCCACAACCACCACUAAUAACAACCACAACCAGCUUCCCCUAAAACAAAUCCCUGGAACCUAUGGCCUCCCUUUCAUCGGACCGAUUUUCGACAGACACGACUAUUUCUACAACCAAGGAAGAGACAAAUUCUUCUCAACAAGAAUCCAAAAGUACAAUUCAACAGUCUUCAAAACCAACAUGCCACCAGGUCCAUUCAUUUCGUCAAACCCUAGAGUCAUUGCACUCUUGGAUGCAGCUUCCUUCCCGAUCCUCUUCGACAACAAAAAAGUCGAAAAGCAAAACGUCCUCGACGGAACGUUCAUGCCGUCCACAAACUUCACCGGCGGCCACCGUGUGUGUGCUUACCUAGACACAACUGAACCAAACCAUGCUGUUAUCAAAGGUUUCUAUCUUAGGGCUCUUAUGUUGAGAAAAGACUCUUUUGUCCCUCUUUUUAGUAGGACACUUUCUGAUGCUUUUACUGAGAUUGAAGAUGGCCUUUGUGGUAAAAAUGGUAAAGCGGAUUUUAACGCUGUUGUUAGUGUUGCUUCGUUUGACUUCAUGUUUCGUCUUUUUUGUGAUAACAAGGAUCCUUCUGAAACUAUACUUGGUUCUCAUGGUCCUAAAAUGUUUGACAUGUGGCUUCUCUUUCAACUUGCUCCUCUUGCAACUUUAGGACCUCCUAAGAUUUUCAGUUAUCUUGAAGAUCUCUUGCUCCGCACGCUUCCCUUUCCUGCUUGCUUCACAAAGUCCUAUUACAAGAAACUCUAUGAAGCAUUUUCUUCUUCAGCUGUAACAAUUUUAAACGAUGCAGAAAAAGCGGGAUUGGACAGAAGUGAAGCCUGCCACAAUCUCGUUUUCACGGCAGGCUUCAAUGCAUACGGAGGAUUAAAGAAUCAAUUUCCGAUACUCUUCAAAUGGGUAGGUUUAUGCGGCGAAAAGCUACACGGCGAACUCGCGAAAGAGAUAAGAACCGUCGUAAAAGAAGGUGGAAUAACAGUUCAAUCAUUGGAAAAAAUGUCAUUAGUGAAAUCUGUUGUUUAUGAAGCUAUGAGGAUUGAACCCGCUGUACCUUAUCAAUAUGCAAAAGCAAGAGAGGAUUUGAUUGUGGAGAGUCAUGAUGCUGCUUUUGAAGUUAAAAAGGGUGACAUGUUAUUUGGAUACCAACCUUUUGCUACUAAGGAUCCUAGGAUUUUCGAUGAUGCUGAGGUUUUUGUUCCAAAGAGGUUUGUUGGAGAAGGUGAGAAGUUGUUGAAGUAUGUUUUGUGGUCUAAUGGGAAAGAAACGGAUGAGGCUUCAGUGGAUAAUAAACAGUGUCCUGGGAAGAAUCUUGUUGUGCUUUUGUGCAGAUUGUUUUUGGUGGAGUUUUUCUUGCGUUAUGAUACUUUUGCUUUUGAGACUCAAGAUACUGCUUUUGGUGCUUCUGUUACUAUUACUUCACUCACCAAGGCUUCUAAUGUUUGAAUUUGUUUUUGCUUUUUUGUGUUCAGAGCUCUUGUAUUCAUUUGUAUUUGUAUUGUAAAGUACUUAAUCAAGUGUCUCUAUUUAUAACACUCACUUUAUUCUCACUAGAGCUAAAACUCAUCACUCUGAAUCCAAAGCAUUUCAAAACAAAAUGCCGUGACAGCCAAAAUACUUACUUUAUUUCUACCUUGUAAUGCAAUGUAACCC
Messenger RNA from Vicia villosa (hairy vetch), 1713 nucleotides. Its product is annotated as allene oxide synthase 3-like. Lineage: Eukaryota; Viridiplantae; Streptophyta; Magnoliopsida; Fabales; Fabaceae. The record is from RefSeq and is a predicted model, not a curated record. Gene Ontology annotation, biological process: sterol metabolic process. The transcript has 2 exons. The annotation marks the transcript as partial. Gene Ontology annotation, molecular function: heme binding; monooxygenase activity; oxidoreductase activity, acting on paired donors, with incorporation or reduction of molecular oxygen.